This is a messenger RNA of Debaryomyces tyrocola, 285 nucleotides long. NCBI's taxonomy places the organism in Eukaryota, Fungi, Ascomycota, Pichiomycetes, Serinales, Debaryomycetaceae. The record is from the annotation of a GenBank genome assembly.
AUGGAAACGAAACUAAUCAGUUCCGGCUCGACAUUCGAGAAAGAAAUUGGUUAUCCAAGAGUAGUCGUAGUUGAUGAAAUGACUUUUGUCUCGGGAACAACAGGAUAUGAUUAUACCACUAUGGAAAUAUCUGACAAUGGGGUCGAGCAAGUAGACCAAACUAUAAGAAAUAUCGAAAGUGCUUUGGCUGAAGCUGGGUUUUGUUUGCAAGAUGUGAUAAAAGCCACAUAUAUAUUUCCAGAUGCUAGUGAGUUUGAAAGAUGCUGGCCAACACUAAGAAAAUAA